Messenger RNA from Drosophila busckii, 668 nucleotides. RefSeq lists its product as uncharacterized. The coding region runs from base 14 to 613 and encodes 199 amino acids. Lineage: Eukaryota; Metazoa; Arthropoda; Insecta; Diptera; Drosophilidae. The record is from RefSeq and is a predicted model, not a curated record. The transcript has 2 exons.
UCCAGCCAACAAGAUGAGCACAUGGUCAAGCGUCGUACAAUUUGCGCUGCUUCUUCUCUUGCUGCAGUCCGCUGCUAUAUCAGGCUAUGGCGACCAUGAGCGUCAUCGCUUGACUUCGCAGGCGGCGCAUAAGCUGAGCGCCAUAACCAAUCAGGCUGUAGCUCAGGCUACCGACUUGGCGGAUAAUGUGGUGGAGGAUCUGCUGCUGCUGGACUCGCAGAACUCCAUUAUGCUGGGCUAUCUGACCAACUUUGAAUCGUUUCUGGGCAUAGGCGAGCAGCAGGCAAAUCACACGCUGGAGAACUUCUUUGACAUCGUCUCGCAGUUCCUGGACGCCGAUGCAGCUGAGCAGGCGGAUACGCUGGAAACUCAGCUCAUUGCCAUGUGUCUGCAGCGCAACGGAUUCGACCGCUGGAAGCGCACUGUGCAGCUGCGCACCACGCAGCUGGUGAAGUCCUUUGGCAGGAAGCUGCGCAAGCACUUGGACACACUGGAUCUGGAGGAACGAGUGCCGGUCGAGCAGCGUUGGCAGCACAUUGAAACGCGUGAUGGGCAAAUCAAACUGGAGAAACUACGCAAAUUUAUAAAUUGGCUGGGCUCAAAUGCUCAUUGAGCAGUCCCAUUUAUAUAUUUGUUGUUAUUAUCGAGGGCUUUAACGAAAUGUAUUU